AUGGCACCAGCAACACCAUCGUCCACACCAGCAGUAGCAGAACCAACUCCUUUACCAGUAAUAGCAGAAACAACUCCUCCACCAGCAGCAGAUAAACCAACUUCUCCACCAGCAGAAACAGAACCAGCUCCUCCUCCAUCAUCUUCAGGGGUAGCAGAAAAGAAUAGACCAGUCACAGUAAGUAAAGUAUCAUCUUUGUCUCAUGAUGAAGUUGUACCAAAUGACUUGGGAAAAUAUGUUCUUAGAAAACUUGUUGACACAACACCAUCGUCCACACCAGCAGUAGCAGAACCAACUCCUUUACCAGUAAUAGCAGAAACAACUCCUCCACCAGCAGCAGAUAAACCAACUUCUCCACCAGCAGAAACAGAACCAGCUCCUCCUCCAUCAUCUUCAGGGGUAGCAGAAAAGAAUAGACCAGUCACAGUAAGUAAAGUAUCAUCUUUGUCUCAUGAUGAAGUUGUACCAAAUGACUUGGGAAAAUAUGUUCUUAGAAAACUUGUUGACAGUUAA
This is a messenger RNA of Schistocerca cancellata (South American locust), 513 nucleotides long. RefSeq lists its product as uncharacterized. The transcript has 3 exons. Lineage: Eukaryota; Metazoa; Arthropoda; Insecta; Orthoptera; Acrididae. The record is from RefSeq and is a predicted model, not a curated record. Bases 1 to 513 code for a protein of 170 amino acids.